Molecule: messenger RNA, 765 nt
Organism: Owenia fusiformis
Lineage: Eukaryota; Metazoa; Annelida; Polychaeta; Sabellida; Oweniidae
Source: the annotation of a GenBank genome assembly
AACCACAGAGCAGAUUCUCCAGUCUACAAGCUACAGGAAAAACUGAAAAUGUUUAUUAAAUUGAUCACGCUAGUGGUGAUACUUGGAGUGGCAAAUGGGUUCAUAUUUGCACCAAAGUACAAGAAGAGGGUGAUUCCAACAGUGCCGAAAUUAGAUGCUGCACUUUAUAUUGGUCGCUGGUAUCAGAUGUACACUAACAAACAAGCCACAACCUUCACAGGACAAGACCAACACUGCACUUCAGCUACAUACCAACUUAAGGAUGCUACCACCAUCACAGUGCUCAACUCUGGCAAGAUUGGGUCACCCACUGGUCGUUGGAGUCAGAUCACAGGCUAUGCAGAGCAAGUAAAUGCUACAGGAGACCCUGGCAAAUUUGCCCUACAUCUACAGUAUGUCCCCUUCACCGGAUCAUACUGGAUCAUCAAGCUUGGACCAGUCAUAAACAACCAGUACGCCUACUCUGUGGUUACCACAAAUGAUGGAGGCCAGCUAUAUGUACUUGCCCGUAACAAAGACACAUUCAAAGACCUCUACGAGAAGGAAAUUUUGGAGUUCUGCAAGGAGAAGGAAUUCACAGAGGAUGUCCUCAAACCAAUCCCUACACCACAGGAGCCCACAUGUCCAUACGCUAACAAAAAACUCACCACAUUGGAAGAAGAUAUAAUAACUGGAAUCACCGGUUGAACUGGCUGAGCAGAUCUGACUUUUGUUUAUAUUUCAUUAUUUAUUUAUAUUUAUUGGAAUAAAUGUUUUGUAACUCUA